AUGAUGCAUCCGCUCCGCCGAUUCCUCCUCCUCCUCGUCGGCCUCCUCCCCGCGGCCGCGUGGUCCCUGGCACUGCCCCGCUUCCCGGGGCCCCAACCCCGCUCGCGGCCGGGAGUUAAUGGGGUGGCGGACUACGAGUACGAGACGCGAUACUUCCGGCAGCGGCUGGACCACUUCAGCUUUCCCGGGGUCGGGGACGAGGACGAGGCGGCGGCGUUCUUCCAGCAGCGGUACCUGCAUCGCUACUACGGAGAGUCCAUGCCGUUCGGUAGCAAAGCCGAGGCGUACAACGACUCCAAGUCCCUGGCGUAUCUCACGGCCGAGCAGGCGCUUGCUGACUUCGCUGUGCUGCUCACUGACCUCAAGAGGAACCUAUCUGCAGAGGGCAGCCCCGUUGUGCUCUUUGGGGGCUCUUACGGUGGAAUGCUAGCUGCUUGGAUGAGACUCAAAUAUCCCCAUAUCGCUAUUGGGGCUCUCGCAUCAUCAGCUCCAAUCCUGCAGUUUGAGGACAUUGUUCCUUCUACUAUUUUCUAUGAUCUCGACCUGAAAACAAGUGGAGACCUUUCAGAUUGGUUGAGCUCAGCCUACAGUUAUCUGGCCAUGGUGGAUUACCCAAUUCCAUCAGAAUUUCUCAUGCCUCUGCCAGCCAAUCCUAUUAAAGAAGUAUGCAGAAAUAUCGACAGUCAACCUGAGGGUACUAGUACUCUGGAACGCAUAUAUGCAGGAGUAAAUGUAUACUACAAUUAUACUGGCACUGUUGGCUGCUUUGAUCUAAAUGAUGAUCCCCAUGGAAUGGGUGGAUGGGAUUGGCAGGCUUGUACCGAGAUGGUAAUGCCAAUGUCUUACAGUGAAGGCAGAAGCAUGUAUCCACCAUAUAAAUUUGACUAUGCUUCCUAUGCUGAGGAUUGCAUCAAAAGCUAUGGUGUCAGGCCAAGGCCUCGGUGGAUUACAACAGAAUUUGGUGGGCAUAAUAUCACUAAGGUCCUGGAAAGGUUUGGUAGUAACAUCAUAUUCUUCAAUGGACUUCUCGACCCAUGGAGUGGCGGAGGUGUCCUGAAGAAUAUAUCUGAGAGUGUCAUUGCUAUUGUGGCUCCAUUAGGAGCACAUCACAUCGAUCUGCGCCCCGCAACUCCAGACGACCCAGAUUGGCUGGUGGCCCUAAGAGAAUCAGAACUGAAGAUCAUAUCUGGCUGGUUAUCGGAUUACUACGGGGCGGGAGGGGCGCUCUUCCAGCCUGUAGCUGCCAAGGGCUCCUCUUCAUCCUGA
Miscanthus lutarioriparius is the source of this 1266-nucleotide messenger RNA. The record is from the annotation of a GenBank genome assembly. Lineage: Eukaryota; Viridiplantae; Streptophyta; Magnoliopsida; Poales; Poaceae.